AUGGAGGGCGAUAAGAAUGAACUUCCUACGUACAGUGCCGCUAUUGGCGAGGCAUCAGCCCCUAGCGUGUUGAGGACACGGAACUCCGUCCUCCAACUUCCCCGCAGAUCGCGAGUUCUGCGCGUAUGUGGGAUAGCGUGCAUUGCCUUCAUCGUCUACGCGCAAUGGAGCUUAGUAACAUCCAGCUCAAGAAUUUCAGUCCCUGACGCCAACAUUCAUGGCCUCUCCAUUCAGCAACUUCAGGAAGACCUCGACACUUGCGUCAAGUUACACAAGACACCGGUGGAUCCUAUCGGGUAUGGUAGGGAACGAAAUGCCCGCUAUGUGGAUGGUCAUAGGCCUACAAUCAUCAAGAAUGCGACCGUCUGGAUUGGAGAACCAGCUCAAGGGACGAAAAACUUCACCUGGUCUCAAGCCGAUGUCUUCAUUGAGCACGGUCUCAUCAAGGAAGUCGCCAAAGACAUCCCAAUGCACAGCCUGAGCGAAGAUGUCUUGGUUUAUGAUGCAAAGGGUCGGCCCCUGACAAGCGGUAUUAUCGAUAUGCAUAGCCAUGCCGCAGUUCGGUCUUUGCCCACACUACAUGGCAAUGAGGAUGUCAGCGAGCUAUCCGCAGACAUCACCCCCUAUGUACGAUCCAUUGAUGGCAUCCAGCCUACGGAUCACCAUCUCCAGGUCAUCAAGUCCGGCGGAGUGACUACAUCUCUCAUUCUACCUGGAUCCAGUAACAACAUCGGCGGCCAAGCAUAUGUCAUCAAGCAUGCUGUCGGCCAGGCCGACGGUCGCAACGAGACCAGUGUAGCCGAUAUGCUUGCUGACCCGGAUCACACCUGGCGGUACAUGAAAAUGGCGUGUGGUGAAAACUCCAAGCAGAUCCACGGCAAGGCCGGCGAGCGAGGUCCAUACAGCCGCUUGGGUGAGAGCUGGGAGUUCAGGCGUGCAUUCGAGCAUGCCACUAAGCUCAAGCGUGAGCAAGAUGACUGGUGCAGAGCUGCUUCCAGUUCGCUAGAUAACGUGGACAAGUAUCUGCCUUUUGAUCUGGAAUGGGAAUCACUUGUCGCUCUGUUGAGAGGCCAGGUACAUGUGCACACCCACUGCUAUACGAUCAAUGACCUCGAGGCCUUUAUCGAUCAUACAAACGAGUUCAAGUUUCCAAUCAAGGCGUUUCAUCACGCUCAUCAGACAUAUCUUGUGCCAGAGAUUCUUAAAAGAGCAUGGGGAAAUGACCCCCCUGCGUCAGCUCUCUUUGCCGAUAACAUGUGGUACAAAGCUGAGGCGGCAAUCGGCUCCGAAUAUGCCGGCAAACGCCUCUACGACGCCGGUCUCGUUCCCAUCUACGUUAGCGACAACCCUGUCCUAAACGCUCAACACGUCGUCUUCGAAGCCGCCAAAGCCUACAAGUACGGGUUGCCGUACCACGCUGCUCUCGCAUCUGUCACGAGCGCUCCUGCUGAGCGUCUGGGCCUUGGCAAGCGACUGGGUAAGAUCAAGCCCGGUUUUGAUGCGGAUAUCGUGGUGUGGGAUAGUGACCCGUUGAGUGUGGGCGCAAGUCCGGUCCAAGUCUGGAUCGACGGCGCUGCCCAGUACGAAAAUCCGAUUGAGCUGAAGAAGCCCUUUGAAGGCACCAUUGUGCCUGAUGAAGACUUGGGUAACAUUGACGAACAACCAAGAACGGUCACAGGCGACCUCGUCUUCACCAACAUCUCAAGCAUCCUUCUUCCCAUGGAUAUAGAUGGCUUUGCUGCCGACGGAAAGACGUACAAUGUUGCUAUUUCACAUGGCAAGAUCACAUGUGUCGGGCGCUGCGAUGCAGAGCUGAAUGCAGCAUCUAAGCUCAAGGACGCAGUAGUCCACGUGGACAAUGGCUAUCUUUCCCCAGCUUUCACUGCCUUCGGGUCUACUCUAGGUCUCAAUUAUAUUGAGACAGAGAAAGCUACAGAUAAUGGCGCUGACGGCGGCCGUUUCAGUCGCGGCAUCGACGGGCUUGCUCUUGGUACGGAAAAGCUUCGCGUUGCUUACCGUUACGGCGUCACCCGAGCCAUCUCAGCGCCGAAGUUCACCGGCGGCGGGACCCACCACGGCACCAGCGCGGGGUUCUUGGCCGGAGCUGAGACCGUGCUCGACGCGGGAGCCAUCUUUUCCCGAGACACUGCGCUUCACUAUACCUUGGACCUCUCCGCCAAGAGUGGUGUGGCCGGAAUCUCAACCAUGUCCUCUGCAGUUGGUGAAAUACGCCUCAAGCUGCUCGAAGCCGUGGAGUCAUUAGUACGCAAAGAGACGCUCGGAAUUAAAGAAAGAUACUCAGAAGUCGCAUUCCUGCGCAAGGUGGUUCAGGGAAAGAUGCCCCUUGCUGUGACGGUACACAGUGCUGAUACUAUUGCGGCCUUGGUGGACGUCAAGACCUCAGUUGAGCAAGCCAUGAAAGAGAUUCAUCUAGAUGGGGUUCUCCGGCUCGUCAUCAUCGGAGGAGCUGAAGCACACCUAGUGGCGGAUCAGCUUGCAGCAGCUGGAGUUGGCGUGGUACUUGCCCCGUUGCAAUCAUAUGCGAUUUCAUGGGACCAAAGGAGAGCGCUAACCGGAGCUCCUUUAACAAAUGGCACAUCCAUCGAUGUUCUUCUCAGUGCAGGCGUUAUCACUGCCCUCGGGUUAGAGGAAGACUGGCUCGUCAGAGAUCUUGGUUUGCUCGCUGGCGUGGCGUACAGAAACGGAGAAGGCAGGAUCAAUGAGAAAGACGCCAUUGAUUUGGUUUCUAAGAACUUGGAAACCUUACUUGGCGUCACGGGAGAUGCUCAUGAGCAUUUUGUUAUACAUCAGGGGAGUCCGCUUGACAUCGGUUCCAGGGUGAAGGCUGUUAGUGACCAAACGGGUAAACUUUACGUAGGUUGA
This is a messenger RNA of Colletotrichum truncatum, 2883 nucleotides long. RefSeq names its product carbohydrate esterase family 9 protein. NCBI's taxonomy places the organism in Eukaryota, Fungi, Ascomycota, Sordariomycetes, Glomerellales, Glomerellaceae. The record is from RefSeq and is a predicted model, not a curated record. Gene Ontology annotation, molecular function: N-acetylglucosamine-6-phosphate deacetylase activity. Gene Ontology annotation, biological process: N-acetylglucosamine catabolic process.